This is a messenger RNA of Lineus longissimus, 963 nucleotides long. RefSeq lists its product as uncharacterized. NCBI's taxonomy places the organism in Eukaryota, Metazoa, Nemertea, Pilidiophora, Heteronemertea, Lineidae. Bases 12 to 608 code for a protein of 198 amino acids. The record is from RefSeq and is a predicted model, not a curated record. The transcript has 3 exons.
AUUGACUAAUCAUGAACUACGAUUGCCACGGAAUGAGAAGAAUAUCAGUGGUUGGGAUGGCGAAUGUCCCUCUGAGGAUGCACGUAGAGGGACAUAACGUCUCGGCGUCGAAUGGAGUAUAUUGUCUCCGUGGUUGGACGGGAUGUGACUUCUUCCAGUCACAGCCACUAUAUCAGAGUGAAGCGGACGCUGCCAUGUGGAUAUGGUGGGACUCGAAGCAAUGUCUCUUUGUAAAUGGAAAUACAGAUGGGCGAUACGGCAGCGAAGGUUUCUCUACCGCCAGGACCCUCGAGGGAAACUGGACGUCAGGCUGCGUCACGCAUGUAGGUAAUGCGUUCGUCAGGUUUGGGAGUCCUAUCCCUCUUCCUCCAUGGGUCAGGGUCAGCGGAAUGAGUGACACAUACUGUAAUGGCUGGUAUUGUCUAGAUGAAACACACCAGGGGAAACCACUCUACCACAAGGCGGGUGAACCAAAGAGAUGCAUCUGGUACAACGUGAAGGAUGGGUUCAUAUGCGGUCACCCAGAUAAUUGCCACAGCCGUGUUGGACACUCGUCGUCAGCGAACCUUUUAGGAAAAUGGCGUGAAGGUCAGGUCGAGAUCGUUUAGCACGUGGCAAGAACGUAGCCAACAUACCUCUGCAACAUAUACAAGGUGUAAACGUUCUAAAAGUCCUAGGAUAGAAUGUCCAGGGAACUUUUUCACUGGUAGAAACAUUCCCACCCGAGGUGGAAACUACGUACACAGAUAUCUGUCCAACAACGAUCUACGAUGCAACGAGCUCCGGAUGCCAUUCGAGGUGACUGGGAGAGGACCACUCCGUUCACACCAGACACUGACAGCCGAAGCAUGGGCUGAGAGAUGGAAUGACUUUUUUUCGCUCACAUUUUCAUUCCUUCAUUUUUUGCUUCAUUGUGCAAGAGAUUGUCAGACGGCUGAUAAAUAAAUUGAAUUUCAUAGAUUA